GAAGACCGAUCGGAGAAUGGGGAGGCGGAUUCAGGAGCUGGGGGCGAACGCAGGGACUCCGGGGCGCGGACCGGGCUCCCUCCGCACACCUCCGCUGGGGCACAGAUCCCCGCCCGGGGUCACCGCCCCCCUCGCGCCGCAGCCUCGCACCCCCCACGCCCCGCAGCCUCGCGCCCCCCCGCCCCCCGGCGCCGUCCUGGCCCCGCCCCGUCCCUCCCGGCCCCUCCUUCCUUGACCCUCGCCCCUCCCUCUCUCCCUCCUCCCGACACCUCCUCCUCCCGAUUCCCUCCUGGCGCCGCUAAGUUUCUCUACUCGGCACCGCACGCAGAGUCCCGGGGCCCGGCCCCGGUCCCCCCACCACCCCCGAGCCAUGCUGUGCGGCCUCUGGAGGAGCCGCCACCGGCGGCCAGAGGAGCCCCCCGUGCCGGCCCAGGUCGCAGCGCCCGUCGCGCUCCCGUCCCCGCCCGCGCCCCAGGACGGCGGCACCAAGAGGCCCGGGCUGCGGGCGUUGAAGAAGAUGGGCCUGACCGAGGACGAGGACGUGCGUGCCAUGCUGCAGGGCUCCACGCUCUGCAAGAUCCGCUCGCGGACGUGGCACAAGGAGCGGUUCUACCGGCUGCAGGAGGACGGCCUGAGCGUGUGGUUCCAGCGGCGCAUCCGGCGCGCGCCGUCUCAGCACAUCUUCUACGUGCAGCACAUCGAGGCCGUCCGCGAGGGCCACCAGUCCGAGGGCCUGCGACGCUUCGGGGGCGCCUUCGCGCCGGCGCGCUGCCUCACCAUCGCCUUCAAGGGGCGCCGCAAGAACUUGGACCUGGCGGCGCCCACGGCCGAGGAGGCGCAGCGCUGGGUGCGGGGUCUGGCCAAGCUGCGCGCGCGCCUCGACGCCAUGAACCAGCGUGAGCGCCUCGACCACUGGAUCCACUCCUAUCUGCACCGGGCGGACUCCAACCAGGACAGUAAGAUGAGCUUCAAGGAGAUCAAGAGCCUGCUGCUCAUGGUCAACGUGGACAUGAACGACAUGUACGCCUACCGCCUCUUCAAGGAGUGUGACCGCUCCAACAACGAGCGGCUGGAGGGGCCUGAGAUCGAGGAGUUCCUGCGACGGCUGCUGAAACGCCCGGAGCUGGAGGAGAUCUUCCACCGGUACUCGGGCGAGGACCGCGUGCUGAGCGCCCCUGAGCUGCUGGAGUUCCUGGAGGACCAGGGCGAGGACGGCGCCACGCUGGCCCGCGCCCAGCAGCUCAUCCACACCUAUGAGCUCAACGAAACAGCCAAGCAGCACGAGCUGAUGACCCUGGACGGCUUCAUGAUGUACCUGUUGUCACCCGAGGGGGCUGCCCUGGACCCAGCCCACACAGGCGUCUUCCAGGACAUGAACCAGCCCCUUGCCCACUACUUCAUCUCCUCCUCCCACAACACCUAUCUGACCGACUCUCAGAUCGGCGGGCCCAGCAGCACCGAGGCCUAUGUUAGGGCCUUUGCCCAGGGAUGCCGCUGCGUGGAGCUGGACUGCUGGGAGGGGCCAGGAGGGGAGCCUGUCAUCUACCACGGCCACACCCUCACCUCCAAGAUCCUCUUCCGAGACGUGGUCCAGGCUGUGCGUGAUCACGCCUUCACGCUGUCCCCAUACCCCGUCAUCCUGUCCCUCGAGAACCACUGCGGGCUGGAGCAGCAGGCCACCAUGGCCCGCCACCUCCGCAGCAUCCUUGGGGACAUGCUGGUGACGCAGGUGCUGGACUCCCAGAACCCUGAAGAGCUGCCAUCCCCAGAGCAGCUGAAAGGCCGGGUCCUGGUGAAGGGGAAGAAGCUGCCAGCCGCGCGGAGCGAUGAGGGUCGGAUUCUCUCAGACCGGGAGGAGGAGGAGGAAGAGGAGGAUGACGAAGAGGAGGCGGGGGCUGCAGAGCAGAGGCGGCGGGCCAAGCAGAUCUCCCCGGAGCUGUCGGCCCUGGCCGUGUACUGCGGCGCCACCCGCCUGCGGACCCUGCGGCCUGCCCCGCCCCCGCCCCCGCCCGGCCAGGUCAGCUCCCUCAGCGAGCGCAAGGCCAAGAAGCUCAUCCGAGAGGCAGGGAACAGCUUCGUCAGGCACAACGUCCACCAGCUGACCCGCGUCUACCCGCUGGGGCUGCGGAUGAACUCGGCCAACUACAGUCCCCAGGAGAUGUGGAACUCGGGCUGUCAGCUGGUGGCCCUGAACUUCCAGACGCCAGGUUACGAAAUGGACCUCAAUGCUGGGCGCUUCCUCAUCAAUGGGCAGUGUGGCUACGUCCUGAAACCCGCCUGCCUGCGGCAGCCUGACACGACCUUUGACCCUGAGUGUCCUGGACCCCCCAGAACCACGCUCACCAUCCAGGUGCUGACUGCACAGCAGCUGCCCAAGCUGAACGCCGAGAAGCCAAACUCCAUUGUGGACCCCCUGGUGCGCAUCGAGAUCCACGGGGUGACCUCAGACUGUGCCCGCAAGGAGACCAACUAUGUGCUCAACAACGGCUUCAACCCCCGCUGGGGGCAGACCCUGCAGUUCCAGCUGCGGGCUCCGGAGCUGGCGCUGGUCCGGUUCGUGGUCGAGGAUUAUGACACCACCUCCCCCAAUGACUUUGUGGGCCAGUUUACACUGCCUCUCAACAGCCUGAAGCAAGGGUACCGCCACAUCCACCUGCUUUCUAAGGACGGGGCCUCGCUGUCACCAGCCACGCUCUUUGUCCACAUCUGCAUCCAGGGCUCCUGACGACACAGCUGACCCUCCCUGGGGUUCUGCAGGUGCCAGUCCACCUCCCGUGGCGGAGGCCCUCUCCUGCUCUGGAGCGGAGGGGUGAUGGGAGUGCCAGCCCCUCCAGCCUACCUGCUUAGCCUGCUCGCCAGCCCCUGGUCUCGGCGGGAUGCGGAGGGCUGCCUCGGCCCCUCCUGAAGCACAGGCAGGUGAUCUUUUCUCUGGGCCGUGAGAUGGUCCAGCCCACCUGUCCUCAUGGCUUAUGGAGAGCCAGGUCCAUGGCUGCCUGGAGACCCGGAGCAGGUCACGGGAACCCGCGGCCGCCCUCUGCCACAAGGAGUCCAGCCACCCCCUAAAGCCUUCCUUCCCCCUCCAGGCUUUCCUAGGCCCCUCCCUCCAGCUCUUGAAUCUGAGCUCCCUUCCCUUGUUAAAGCAAGCAGGGAGUGGGGAAGCUCAGAGCCCUGGGGAAACCUAGGAGCAGGUUUUUAAUCUGUGUCAUAGAAGAGCCCUGGAGAGGACAGUAGAGCAAAAUAAAGAGGCAAGUUUAGGAGUUCCCGCUGUGGCACAGUGGGUCAGUGAUCUGGCUUGUCUCUGAGGUCUUGUGGUUCAAUCCCUGGCCCAGCACAGUGGGUUAAGGAUCCACUCUUGCUGCAGCUGUGGCAUAGGUUCCUAUCAACUUUCUUGAUGUGGGAGGUGGAGGCCAAGAAGAAACGCAGCUGCUGAUUCUGAAGGCUCCGGGCAGAGACCCCCCCCCAGGGCUGUGCUCUCCCAGCCCCAACCUAAGGGCGGGAACGAAGGCCUGAGUUCUCAGGAGCGGGAGCCACCAGGUCCAGGGCUGGGGAGGGACACCAGGUGCGGUUUAGGAGGGUCAGGGAAAGGCCUCCUGGGUGACCCCGGGGCAGGUUCCCCGGGAGGGAGUGGGGGGUGGGGGAGAUGGGUGUAAAGGCCCAGAGGAGCAGAACUGGGAAGACAGGUAUCAACACUCGGGCCCUCAGGCCCGUCCUGAGAGCUGGGUCAGUGGGCAUGCAGUGGGACCUGGUGGCCUGCAGCGUUAGCAGCACCUCUGGAGGCUCAACAGGAUGACCUGGCUUCUGGCAGGCAAGGAGAGGUGACAUCUGGGCAAGUGGGAGGGGUGUGCCGUGCCCUCCAUCUGAGGAGCCACACUGACCCUGACCGAGGGGGAUGCUCUGCCAAGGUCCCCGGUGCUGGCCCAGAGCCCAGCUGCUCCUCUUAUAUGAGGUGAACCCAAGUCAGGACUGGCUCCUCUCCUCGCUGCCAGGUGGGGGAGGUCAGGGGAGAAGAGCCAAGCUGGCCCUGAAAGGGCGGCCUUGCCAAAGGGAGGGAUCCAGAAGCUGCCCGGCGUGUGGGUCACGAGGGCCUUCCUGCAGGGAGGGUGCUCCAGCCCAGGCUGGGGACUCGACGGCUCCACUGCCACGGGCUGACGGGAGGAAUAGCAGGAGGGCAGGAGGGUUUGUUCAGCUGCUUCCUUUAUUAGAAACAAGUGAGAUGUACCAAGCAGAACAACAAUGCAUUUGGUAUUCCUUCCCCACCCUGCAAUCGGAUGGCCUCCCACAGCCGGAGGAAAGCCAGGACAGAAAGGGGAGGCCUCCCUUCCCAGUUCCCGGUUCCCGGUGUGGGGCCCCACCUGCCAGCAGGCAGUCAGUAUUUUAAACUGAAGUGAAUGAAAAUGUCCCCCAGGGUCUCUCCAGGGGCAGUCUGUUUGCAGGCUUGCCUUCACUUUCCAAUAGUAAACCAAAGCCCUGGGGCUCCUCCGGUUUUGGGGCAGGCGGGCCAGGCACAAGGAGGCUGCCCCUGGGUGGGGAGGCACCAGCCAGAGAGAGGCUCCUGCCCCCCGCCCCUAGCCUAGCAGCCCCCCUCUCCACGGCUGCAGCUCUGUGAAGGUAGCCAGGUCUCUGGGCCAUCCCUUCGGCUGGCUGAAUGCUGGUCAUCUUUGGGCAAAGAAUUCAAGACCACGGGACACUCAUUCUGGGCUUCAGUGAGCCAGCAAGUAAGCAAUGGCAGCUGGAAUGGCGCUGCAGACAAGGCCUGAAAUUUCCCAUAAACUCAGGUGAAGUGGUUUGGUGCGGGCUGGGCCCUCAAACCAGACGUCAGCAUCUUGGAAAGCAGGCCUGCAUCGGGGGAAACCAGCCCUGUGUGACCUCAGUGCAGAGCUGAGGCCUCCUUCUACCCAGCUCUCCUUACAGAGACAGGAGGCCAUGGGAAUGGGCUAUAGGGUCAGGGGUCAAAUGCAAAGUCAAUCCAAAGGCAGAAGGUAAACAUCUACAACACGGAGUCCGAAAGCCCAGCAGAGGCGGAGGGCGAGGGCCACGCCCAGGAGGUCCUCCAACAGCAGGUGCCUGGGCAGGUCCCAAAGACGAGCUUGGAGGCCCCAGGGUCCUUCCCCGGCUCGGUUCAAGGCAGCCACGGCUCUACCGUCCUGCAAGGCUCCUCGUGAGGAGGCCGCAAACCCCAAGGUUCUGUCCGAACUCUCUGACCUCAAGUCCUGGAAGGGGCUGAGCGAAGAACCCAGGGACUGUUUGGACAGAAAGGAGACAGACAGCAGCCACCGUGCAGACUCCUGCAGACCCGGGUGGCGGUGCUGAAGGCCAGCAGAGUCCCCAUCGUAAGACAUCAGUGGAGUCCAAGGAGCGGGUGCAGGGUUCUGGAGGGAGACACCAGGGCUUUUCCAAGAGAUUCGUUUCCUCCAGGGCAGACACAGGCCUCAGUUUCCAUUUCGGGACCUGGGCCAACCAAGGCAAAGCUCACUCCCACGGCUGCUGGGCACCCCAAAUCUCAGGCAGCUCCAGCUAGGACGUGGCGCAGAGCUGACCAAGUUCCAGGUGCCACCCACGGUCGGAGAGUCGGGCACUUUGUUCUUUGCUAUCCUUAGAAGCCUGCGAGUGCCAGGCUGCUCUGGGCCUUGGGGUGCUGGCUGACGUCCAGGAGGCUGUACAGGAAGCCCCUGCCUCUCCGACUCUGGCCAUCUGAGGAGAGCAGUGCACAUCUUGCUAAGAACAGCAGCUUCUUUGGUCUGGGUAUCUUGGAGUCAAGCAGUCAAAGGUCAGCCUCCGAUCAGUGCCUGCAGUUUGCAGCACAGGGACCACAGGGAGAAGGGAAGUCCCCGGAGGCCUCCGAUGAAAAUCCAAUCAGUGGAGUUGCUGGCACCCGUGCGGGGCAGCACAGCCCCAUCACAGGCACACAAUUCCCUCCAGCUCUGGGGACGCUGCAGAACUGGCUGCUAACAAACCUCACCAAAACCCACAGCCUGCAACACAGCCCUGCCGGCCUGCACAGCACAGCUUAGUUAGUGGGAGUGGGCUGAGCCUGGCCUGCUGGCUGAGGCUUGCCUCCCUCUGGAAGUAGCCGAGAGGUAAAAGCAGCCAGGAACCCUCCCACCCAAGGGUCACACCGUCUAGCCAUCCACUUCCUCCAAGCGCAAACGUUCCAUACAGGCCUGGAUGUGGGCUGCUGCUGACAGUUCCACAGCCCAAUCCUCCCCAGGCCGCCUGGCUGAGCACAGCUGAGGAAUGCCCACAGGGACAGCCACGUGACCAGAGGCUCCAUCAUCUGGGGGAAGCUGGCAGCACCAGUACCCAUCACCACCACCACCACCAC
This is a messenger RNA of Sus scrofa (pig), 6322 nucleotides long. RefSeq names its product phospholipase C delta 3 (gene PLCD3). Lineage: Eukaryota; Metazoa; Chordata; Mammalia; Artiodactyla; Suidae. Gene Ontology annotation, cellular component: plasma membrane. Gene Ontology annotation, biological process: lipid metabolic process; intracellular signal transduction. Gene Ontology annotation, molecular function: phosphatidylinositol-4,5-bisphosphate phospholipase C activity. The record is from RefSeq and is a predicted model, not a curated record.